Molecule: messenger RNA, 3789 nt
Organism: Seminavis robusta
Lineage: Eukaryota; Bacillariophyta; Bacillariophyceae; Naviculales; Naviculaceae
Source: the annotation of a GenBank genome assembly
AAUUAAAGGCAGGAGCAACAGUUCUCAUCAAUUCUCGACAGGCUUCCUUUUAGCGUCCCUACAGUACUCUGUACCCCACUGUCUUCGCGUGGAAUUGUGCAAUGUCCCCAUGCCUUUGCUCAUCUCUUCGUGAAGCAAGGUGAGGGCAAGGGCCACUCACCUACGGUACAGGCUACCGUACUUAUCCACCUAUUCACAGUUUCUUGCAGCCACAGGCUUGGUAGCUCCUACCAGUUCGUAGUUCUUAGAGGCUCACUUUUUUUCCUCGUUCCCCAAACGAAAGAAGAAACUAACUACUAGUAAAACAGCACUUGUGUUUUUAUCAUCACCAUGAGUAUCAGGCUCAACAAGAUGGGAGGCGGCAGCCAGCACAGAAGCUCUACUGGCAGCAGCGAUAAGGAGUUUUUCUCGGAUACCCUGUCCACCGGUACGUUUUCUGCGUGGGGGGGUGGGAGUAACAACGGCGAAAGUGCGGAUGAUAUGGAUGAGGAACGCGCCAACUACGAAGCUCCUGUGGUUGCCGCAAAGGAAGAAAAGAUGGUCUUGUACUCCAAGAUAGCUGUGGUCUUGGUCUUGUUGGUGGCUGUGGCAGGAAUGGCAGCGGGAGUCUACCAAUUGGUUAGCAGUCAGGAGCAGCAAGAGUUUGGAGAUAAGUUCGAGAGUUGGGCAUCCGAAGUGAUUGCCAUCUCGGCUGAGCACGUUACCACAACCUUUGAGACCAUUGAGCAGUUCGCCGUCACUGUGGCAUCCACUGCCAGAACCACCAACUCAGUCUGGCCCAACGUGACCAUUGAUGACUAUCCCUUGAAAGCUAGUAUGCUCAUGAAGUUGACGGGGCUCAGUUCGGUCACCUUGCUCACUCUAGUUAGCCCGGAAGACAAGCUAGGUUGGGAAGCCUAUGCCAGAGAACGGGUCCGGGACCUCAUCCAAGAAGACUUGGAGUUUUAUGGACACACCAAUGAGACCUGGGGAGCUGACAAUCUCACCAUCUACGAUGAAAUGAUGGUUCGCCAGGGUAGAGGUACCCCGCUCGCUCCGGUGGGAAACAACGAAACGAUAGGAAACUCCCUUCCACACUGGCAAAAAUCCCCCGUCAGCCCCACACGAACUGAUGCCUUAGCUUUGGUCUCCGUCUUGGGCAAUAAAUCUAUUCGGGACGGCUUUGAAACGAGCAAUGCUACCGGAAUUGCCUCAAUUGCAUUCUUUGCCGGCCUUGGUAUUCGCAGUCAAGUCGUGCAACCCAUUUGGGAUCAAGUUACACAUGGCAAGCUGGUCGGAGCCAUUUGGUCCUAUGGUGAUUGGGGUGCCUACUUUCAAAACUUGGUCAAUGUCCCUGCAACCCUCUUUCUGGUGGUCGAGAGCAGCUGUGGCUUUGUUUCCACCUAUGCCCUCAAUGGAUUGGAAGCCGAACUUUUAGGAUUGGAAGAUCUGCAUGAUCCAGCCUAUGAUGACAUGGUAGUUACAGGAGAACUCUUCACGCCGGUCUAUGACAGGAACAAAACACUGCCAGACGGUGUCUGUGUCCACGAUCUUGUCUUGAAGAUCUACCCUUCAUCAAACUUGGAAAGCACCUUUGUCACCUACACUCCCUUGUUGUAUGCUGGAGCCGUCGUUCUGAUCUUUGCUAUUACCAGUCUCAUAUUUAUUUUCUACGACCAAAUGGUCCGCAGACGCCAAGUCAUGGUCAUGAAGCGUUUGAUUCGGGAAGACCAAAUUGUUUCCAGCCUCUUUCCGUCGCAGAUCCGGGCCCGCAUGUACCAAGAUAACUCAGGCUCGAACGAUGACGAUGCUCGCUCCUUGGUGUCCAAGCGUCAUGUGGAGUUGUUCAAUGAAGACUUGGAGAACCCCGAGACCUUCAAGAGUGCGCCCUUGGCUGACCUUUUCCUGAAUACGACUGUCAUGUUUGCGGACAUUGCGGGAUUUACUGCAUGGUCGAGUGCCAAGGACCCAAUUCUCGUGUUUAUGCUUCUGGAGACUAUCUACUCGGCAUUUGAUAAGCUUGCGAAUAGAUAUGGUGUUUUCAAGGUUGAAACAGUGGGGGAUUGCUAUGUUGCUGCCGCUGGUGUCCCUGACCCAAGAAAUGAUCACCCUGUCAUCAUGGCAAAGUUUGCGAGAGCCUGCAUGAUGAAGAUGAAGACGGUUACGCAAAAGCUUGAGGUCACGCUUGGUCCAGAUACUGGAGAUCUCGCAUUGAGAGUAGGACUGCACAGUGGUCAAUGUACUGCAGGAGUUUUGAGAGGCGAUAAGGCGCGCUAUCAAAUCUUUGGAGAUACGGUCAAUACAGCCUCGAGAAUCGAGACCUCCAGCGUCCCAGGCAAAAUUCAUAUUUCCGACUUCACAGCUGAGCUCCUCAAGAAGGCUGGCAAGGGGAAAUGGUUGGUUCCCAGGGCAGAAAAAAUCCCUCUUGCUGGCAAAGGUGACAUGCAGACCUUCUGGUUGCUGGUGAGCAGGUAUCAGAAUAGAGAAAGCAUCAAGAAGCCAGCAGGCGAGGCCAUGAUGGCCAUUGACGAAGCUUCAGAGGCCGACGCCAGCCUCAGGGAGAUGGAAGAGCAGGAAGCAUCUGGGGACUCCAUGACCAAGAUGGAGCGGCUUGUGGAAUGGAACACGGAUGUACUCUGUCAGUUGCUUCGGCAAAUUCUGGCCUGCCGAACUGCAGCACCAGUGUCUGCUGCAAAGUUGGAGAAGACGAUUGGCCAGGGCCAGACAGUAUUGGAAGAAUUCCAAGCAAUUGUCACUUUGCCCAAGUAUUCGCGUGAGGAAAUGGCAAAGCGAAAAGGUCUGAAAGAGGUUGACAUUGCCCCUGUGGUUGUUGACCAACUGCGUGACUAUAUCACCAAGGUAGCGGGGAUGUAUCGCAGCAACAGCUUUCACAACUUCGAGCAUGCAAGCCAUGUCGUGGCGUCUGUGCGAAAACUCCUCACUAGGAUCGUUGCGAGCAACUCUGGCGGUGAAGGCCUUGGAGUAGAUGCUGGGCAUUCUUUUGGGAUAACCGCUGAUCCUCUAACUCAGUUCGCGGUUGUCUUCUCCGCUGUAAUCCAUGAUGCUGACCACCCUGGCAUCCCCAACACACAAAUGAUCAAGGAGGGGAACCCCCUGGCAUCAAUGUACAAAGAAAAGAGUGUGGCUGAACAGAAUUCGGUCGAUUUAUGCUGGGAUUUGUUGAUGAAGCCCGAGUACAAAGACUUGCGCAAGGCUAUCUACGGCAACCCUGAGGAACUGCAGAGAUUCAGGCAGCUUGCGGUCAACACGGUCAUGGCGACCGAUAUUGUGGACAAAGAACUCCAAGCAUUGAGAAAGAAUCGUUGGAACGAGGCCUUCUCCGAGAAUGCCCUGGACGACGGCAGCAACCGGGACCUUGAGGUCGAUAGAAAGGCCACCAUUGUGAUUGAGCAUCUUAUUCAAGCCUCCGAUGUGUCUCACACGAUGCAACAUUGGAAGAUCUAUCUCCAGUGGAACGAGCGGUUCUUCUUUGAACUGUACAGAGCCUACAAAGAAGGGCGCGCGGGUCAGGAUCCAUCCAUUGCAUGGUACAAGGGGGAGAUUGGAUUUUUUGACUUCUAUAUCAUUCCCUUGGCCAAGAAGUUGGAGAACUGUGGUGUCUUUGGGGUUUCCAGCCAUGAAUACUUGAACUACGCCCAGGCCAACCGAGACGAAUGGGUUCGCAAAGGGGAGGAUGUUGUGGCAGGAUAUUUGAAAAAGUAUGCCGAGAGUACCAAGGAAGAGAUGGGACUUGCUCAUGUUUUCGCUGACGAAGUGGCGAACAUGGAUGCGUCUGGUCUUUCAGUGUAG